AUGGCGUUUGGAAUGCUAAUCUAUAUUUUGCUGAAAGCAAUGGGGGCACUGAGUGAAGAGUCAGCUGUUACUGUUUCAUCCCUCAGCACAGACUUAUGGAAUAACUGGACAAAAAACAACGCUGAAGUAGACUACACAGAGCAGCCAAAGCUCUUGAAGCUCAUGCAGACCUGUCUUGAAGAACACCACAGCUAUUGUAUCAACGGGCUCUGUGCUUUCCACAGCGAAUUGAGGAAACCCAUAUGCAAGUGCCUUGCAGGUUAUAAUGGAGAGAGGUGUGAACAUUUAACACUAAAUUCAUACGCACAUAAUUCUUACGAACGCUACAUUGCUGUGGGAAUUGGUGUAGGAAUACUGACAAGUGGGAUACUUGCUAUCAUCUACUGCUACGUAAGAAAGAGAUGCAGGAAAUUGAAAUCACCCUACAAAGUCUGCAUGGGCGAGACAGCGUUGUGAAGAUCUGGCGUUGGGACACUUACCAAUUUGCCUG
Messenger RNA from Aptenodytes forsteri (emperor penguin), 490 nucleotides. It is a transcript of the gene EPGN, whose product is annotated as epithelial mitogen. The coding region runs from base 1 to 456 and encodes 151 amino acids. Gene Ontology annotation, biological process: positive regulation of cell population proliferation; positive regulation of mitotic nuclear division; epidermal growth factor receptor signaling pathway. The record is from RefSeq and is a predicted model, not a curated record. The transcript has 5 exons. NCBI's taxonomy places the organism in Eukaryota, Metazoa, Chordata, Aves, Sphenisciformes, Spheniscidae.